Messenger RNA from Effrenium voratum, 959 nucleotides. The record is from the annotation of a GenBank genome assembly. NCBI's taxonomy places the organism in Eukaryota, Dinophyceae, Suessiales, Symbiodiniaceae.
AUGUCGGAUCGCGCUCAGAAGCUGGUGGAGGUGUUGACGGCGCUGUCAAUGGCUGAGGCCUUGCCGCGCGGCACGGUGAAGGAAGAUGUGAUAAAGACCCGAGCGCAUGUCGAACUGUCUCGAGAGACUCUUGGCAGACUGCUCAAGGACAUGCGGUCGGAGCUGUUCGACGUACAGAGCCUGCCGAACGAGCCGUUUACCGACUUUCUCAAGGAGUUCACCUUGGACCAGCUUAAGAGCAAAGACUUUUGGGAGACUAUCCGGAACGAUAAGAAUACUGACAGCAAAGCCCGCGAUGCUUUGCUGCUGAAGCAGGGGGAGAUCGCCAAGACGCGCCCAGUGCUGCAUGCUUUGCUCCAGGUAGCUGCAGGACCUGAGUCCGCAGCGAGCGCAGUGGAUCAGAACGCUUUUCUGGACGAGAUCGAAGCCGGUUUGAAAAAGAGCAGAUUUGAUCGAAAGCCCCUGUGCAGAGAGGAUUGCGAGCGCUUCCACACCUACCUUAGCGAGGUGCUCUCCGAUCCUGAGUAUGACUCCAAGGACCAAGCUCGUCCGCGCCUGAAGCGGAUCGAGAACAAGAGUGCCGCGGUCGUUGAGGUGAAGCAUGAUGCGGGCUCGCCCAAGCUCCCUGAGCAAGCGAAGAAGUCUUCUUUGAAGAAGCGAGCUGCUAAAGAGAUGACCACGGAGGAGAAGAAGGACGUGCGGCGAAAGCUGCAGAGGCGGUGGCGCAACGCCAAAAGCCUGGAGAAGAAGACUGAGCUGGACACAGAGAUUCGUGCUUUGGACGUUGAGAUCGCCGGCUUGAAGAUCAGCGAGGCUUUGCCAGGUAUGAGGCUAGCUCGCACCAAGACCGAACAGGCCUUGUCAUCAGCCAGCAAGGCUCUCGCUGCGGUGCAACCCCUCUGUACAAGCCUGGGAGUUCUGCCGAGCUACACCCAGUCUUUGUUGCAGCGGAUCUCGAG